Moneuplotes crassus is the source of this 354-nucleotide messenger RNA. The record is from the annotation of a GenBank genome assembly. Lineage: Eukaryota; Ciliophora; Spirotrichea; Euplotida; Euplotidae.
GCCAAAUGGAAGGAGUUGAAUUCAAAAUGCCAUCUCCCCGACAAAUGAAGCUCGAUAAACUUCGCCAAACAAAGAAAAUGUCUCCUGAAGAGUAUGAGUUUGAAAAAAUGAAGAUUUAUGGGGAUGAUUAUGUCCCCAGCAAGAAUAGCCCCUUUAUAAAAUACCAAAAAGAAUGGCAGGACUCUAAAUCAGAGAAGCUUGAGAUUAAAUUGCCAAAGAAGAGUCUUCCCGAUGAACCUAUCCCUCAGGAUGGGGAAGAUGAGUUUGAUUGUUUCCAACAAUGUCCUGAUGAAGAGCUCCAGGUAUGUCCAGAAGAAUUCCAAAAAGGUCCUGAAAAUUAUUAAAUAUCUUAAC